CAUUCUACAUUCAUUUCCUUCUUUCCGACAACCCUUACUCAACUAUGGCUACUACGAACAAAGACGACAAGAAGAAAGAACUGCCUGCUCACCACAAGCCCAAUGGCAAAGGAUUUAUCAACCCAUGGCCAAGUUUUCAUCAGCAUGGAUUCUUAAAAUUGCUCAGGAUGUUCUGGUUAUUUGACCAUAGGCAAGCCAAAGUGACCAAUGACACUAAGCGACCCAACGUUAUUCCCCUCGACAAGACUCUCCUUGAAACCUUUAGUUACCCUCCAAAGGUCGAAAGCGCACAGACAAAGCAUGGCAAAGCGGUCACCACCUGGCUGGGACAUGCUUGUUUUCUAGUUCAGCUUGAAGGCGUCAACAUCCUGUUUGAUCCAGUCUUCUCAGAUUGUUGCAGUCCCAUUCAAGCUGUUGGUUAUCUUGGCUUGAAGAGAUACACACCACCUCCCUGUAAACUGGAUGAACUACCCCGGAUUGAUAUUGUCGUGAUCAGUCAUAAUCAUUAUGAUCAUUUGGACACAACCACAGUCAAGAAGCUUCACAAGGAUCAUCAACCUUACUUUUAUGUCCCUCUCGGUAAUAAAUCUUGGUUCCAUUCGAUCGGCAUCAAUGAGAAAGUGAAUGAAUGCGACUGGUGGGAUGAACAUGAGCACUCUUUCCAUGACAACAAGUCAAGAAUCAAGGUGAUAUGUACUCCCUGCCAACAUUUCACCGGCAGAACUUUGACCGAUAACUUCAAGACCCUGUGGGCAUCCUGGGUUGUAGAGACAAUUCCUGAAAACGCUACAGAAAAGGCCACAAAGGUGUUCUUUGGCGGAUAUGUUCCUGAAGGUGCUAACGAGGAUGAAAUGCCUCAUUGCCCAGCAUUCAAAGAGAUUGGAGAGCGUAUUGGACCCUUUGACCUAUCCAUGAUUCCAAUUGGCGCAUAUAGUCCAAGAUGGUUUAUGUCGCCCAUCCAUUGUUCCCCUGAAGACGCUGUCAGACUUCAUGAAGACAUCCGAUCGAAACGCAGUGUGGGCAUGCACUGGGGCACUUGGGUAUUAACGGAUGAAGAUGUCACGGAGCCUCCAAGACGUCUUGAAGCCGCGAUGAAGAACCGCGGACAUGACCUUAAUACCUUCAAUGUGAUCCAAAUUGGAGAAACUCUUGUUGUAGACGCUUAAACAUAACAAACAACAUCAGCGGUAACAGCAACAACAACAGCAGCAGCAGCAACAACAGCAGCAACAACAGUGGGUUAACAGUGAUAAUUCAGGUAACUUUCCCAGUCAGCACAAUAUGUUCUCCCUCAAGAAAAAAAUCGUCAGAAAGGGCGGAGCAAAUUAUAAAGCAUUCAUCAUAUCAAGUCCAAAG
Lobosporangium transversale is the source of this 1356-nucleotide messenger RNA. RefSeq names its product beta-lactamase superfamily domain-domain-containing protein. NCBI's taxonomy places the organism in Eukaryota, Fungi, Mortierellomycota, Mortierellomycetes, Mortierellales, Mortierellaceae. Gene Ontology annotation, biological process: N-acylethanolamine metabolic process; N-acylphosphatidylethanolamine metabolic process. Gene Ontology annotation, cellular component: membrane-bounded organelle; cytoplasm. Gene Ontology annotation, molecular function: zinc ion binding; N-acylphosphatidylethanolamine-specific phospholipase D activity. The record is from RefSeq and is a predicted model, not a curated record. The coding region runs from base 45 to 1166 and encodes 373 amino acids. The transcript is spliced from 5 exons.